Messenger RNA from Cercocebus atys (sooty mangabey), 1703 nucleotides. RefSeq names its product immunity-related GTPase family, M (gene IRGM). Gene Ontology annotation, cellular component: endoplasmic reticulum membrane. The record is from RefSeq and is a predicted model, not a curated record. Gene Ontology annotation, molecular function: GTPase activity; GTP binding. Lineage: Eukaryota; Metazoa; Chordata; Mammalia; Primates; Cercopithecidae. Gene Ontology annotation, biological process: cellular response to interferon-beta; defense response.
AUGUGUCAGUGUGAAUAUGUGUGGGCCUGUGCACAGAGUGCGAGCGAGUUUGGGCCCAACGUGAGAAUCCUAAGGGAAGCUCGGGGGGGUCAAAGGCUGGUGGCUUACUUUGUAUAUAUUGCAGCAUUUCAGUACUGCUCUGCACGUGUGCUCCCCUGCCUGAUGAAGCAAGUGUUAAACAGAGACCGACCACAGCUACAAGCAGGAGCCACCGCACCCGGCCAGCAUUGGGGUAUUUUAUCAAAGACGGAGGCCACGAAUGUUGAGAAAGCCUUAGUAGGUGGGAACUUGCCAGAGGUGGCCUCUGCCAUCAAGGAGACUCUGAAGAUAGUGUCCAGGACACCAGUCAACAUUGCUAUGGGGGACUCUGGCAGUGGGAUGAAUACCUUUAUCAGUGCCCUUUGAAACACAGGACAUGAGGGGAAGCCCUCACCUCCUACUGGGCUGGUAAAAGCUACCCAAAGAUGUGCCCCCUAUUUCUCUUCCCACUUUCCAAAUGUGGUGCUGUGGGACCUGCCUGGCACAGGGUCUGCCACCAAAACCCUGGAGAACUACCUCAUGGAAAUGCAGUUCAACCAGUAUGACUUCAUCAUGGUUGCAUCUGCACAAUUCAGCAUGAAUCAUGUGAUGCUUGCCAAAACCACUGAGGACAUGGGAAAGAAGUUCUACAUUGUCUGGACCAAGCUGGACAUGGACCUCAGCACAGGUGCCCUCCCAGAAGUGCAGCUACUGCAGAUCAGAGAAAAUGUCCUGGAAAAUCUCCAGAAGGAACAGGUUUGUGAACACUAAUUCCUGUCCUUAUGCAACAUUUUCCAUCUCCUCCUAUUGCUUCCUUUUCUCCUUUAUUUCACCGGACUCAAUGGAACACACCUGGUGCAGAAGAGCAUCUUACAAUUUUAGGGGGCAUGUAGAGAGAGUGGUUGUGUUGUUCUUUGAGACCUUUUAGGAGUUGGGGCCAAGAUUCCCAGGCAAGGCUGCUUGCUUCAAAGGUCCUUUCCCUUCACAGAACUCUCCACUAGGUGCUAAAAACGAUCAGUGUCUUAAAAUGGGUAUAAGAUUAUAUCAUCAGGGUCCUAGCACUCUCAAACUGAGUCAUUUAAGAAGACUUUAAUAAUAAGGGUAUAUUCAAAGGUGUGGACAGGGUGCAGGGAGACCACCAAGACAAAAUGUUAACCCGAAGGUAUAACCUCAAGGCAAGCAACGGUCGGGAGGAGCCCUCUCCAGGUUUGAACAGGCAAAUGGAGAGGCAGGUUGCUUGAAUCUCAAGAUGGAGUUUAUCAGUAAUAAUAAAGACUUCUGGGCUUGCAAACAUACAAUUGCAAUCUACAACAAAAUCUCUAAAACAGAAAAAAGAGUAACCAUGUUAAAGGGUUCUAAGUUCUUGUUUUAUCCAGAGCAUGAGUAAAGACAUUGAUUAAGUUUAAACUAUGGUUUAUAAGUGAUGCCUAAUAUCUUAUGGUUUAUAAGUAAUGCCUAAUAUCUUUAAAUAACUAACGAAGGAAAAUAAACUGUGCAAAUAACUUGCAAGUGACAAGAAAAACAAUAGUAUAACAAAAAUACACUCAAUCCAAAGGGAGACAAAAAAAAAGAUAUAGCACAAAAUAAAAUGUUACAUAUAAACUGAAAAUAUCAAUAAUUGUAUUCAGUGUAAUUGGACUAAAUGUUUUAGUUAAAAGCAAAAUGAUCAUCAGGCUGGAUUUUAA